Didymodactylos carnosus is the source of this 1203-nucleotide messenger RNA. NCBI's taxonomy places the organism in Eukaryota, Metazoa, Rotifera, Eurotatoria, Philodinida, Philodinidae. The record is from the annotation of a GenBank genome assembly.
AUGAUGACUUAAAAUUUGUAACAAUAUUUUUAUCUUAAGAUCCAGUAUAUUGCAGGAAUGUUAACGCACGUCAUUCAUUAGCCAUGUGGUGUUUUGUUGGAUUUAUCUGCUUGUUUGCUUCGCGUGUCAAUCUUUCCGUUGCGAUUGUUGAAAUGGUAGAGGAAAGAGAAAAUUUACAUGUUGUCUUGUUACUAUUCUCUGUAUUCAAAGGUAGCACCACAAAGCGCUUUAAACCGGUCGAACAGAGCCUGUCCAUUACAAAAUAAAAAUUCGUCCAGGCCAGAAAUCCAUUAUGAAUUUGACUGGUCGCCAAAAACCCAAGGUCUAGUACUGGGUGCUUUUUACUACGGUUACAUGAUACCACAACUCUUAUUAACAUUACUAACACCUGUUGCUGCUCGUACACACGUUGGAUUAUUAAUUGCUAUUCGGUUUAUAAUUGGAUUUGUCUCAGGGCCGAUGUUUCCAGCUGCAGCAGCUUUAUGGGGUAAAUGGGUACCUCCACUUGAACGUAGUACAAUACCUCCGGCAGCUCAGACAGGAACGAACUUUGGUAUUAUAAUCACAACUUCACUAGUCAGUUUAUUAAGUACUUCAAAAUUUCUUGGGGGUUGGCCUAGUAUAUUCUACGUUGUCGGUAUUUUCUCAUGUUUAUGGUUUAUUGGCUGGUCAUGUUUUGCUUACAAUUCACCAUCUGUUCAUCCAAGAAUAUCAGCGAAAGAAAAAACGUAUUUAUUGCAAUAUUCUUCACCGUCAUCAAAGAAUGGUAUUUUGUUUGCCAUACCCUAUUUUGGCAUAUUUUUAGUUACAAUAGUGUCUGGGCAAAUUGUUCGUCGUAUUAGGGCAAAAAAUAUUUUAACAACAACAAAUGUAAGAAAAUUACAAACAAUCAUUGGCGCAGUUGGUUCAUCCAUAUUUUUGAUUACUAUCGGCUUUCUUGGUUGUGAUCAUAUAGGAGCAGUUAUUUGUUCCAUACUUGCUGUAGUAUUCUUGGGUUUUCAUAACAGCGGUUGUUUGAUAUCACAUUUAGAUGUUGCAUCGAAUUAUGCAGGAACACUUACGGGAAUAACAAAUUCGCUGGCUGCAAUUCCCGGAUUUGUAGCACCGGCGGUUGUUGGUGCAAUUACUAAUAAUAAUGUGAGAGAAGAACAAGAAUGGAAUCGUCAAUCGGAAUAUAAAACUGAUCACGAAAUAAUUCAAUAA